GGCCAACUUAUCUUUCCCGGUGCCCCCCUCCAUCACGCGAUUUUCGCCGACAUCUCUUCGCCUCUUUCUCUCCCUCCUUCGCUCCCGCAGCCUGGCUCGUUUUUACACACUCUCCCUCAAACGCGCGUGGAGCGUAUUACCGUUAACGGGUACCUGGCCCGCCUCCUCCGAGUAGCAAUCAUACCAAGAUCAGAUGGAUCACUCUCAUGCUGAGGCUAGCGAUCGGGAACGGGCAACUUCUUCCUCGUCCACUGCUACACCCCGCAAGUUCAGCAUUCGCAGUAACUUUGGUAAAGCCCGUCAGCCACGGAGCCGCAAGAACAGACCCUGCGACGCCUGUCGUCGCCGGAAGACUGCUUGUGUCAUCACCUCUGAACCCCCUUGCCUUUUCUGUAAAAGCAGAGGCUUGGUAUGCCAGUCCCUCUCCGAUACUGACCCUCUAGCCCACCGGCCUACAUCCGGCCCUGGGCCCGAGUCCUCCAGAGGCCAAGAUGCACUAAGCCCGGCGUCCGCAUCUGCUUCUGUAUCUGCAUCUGGCACAUCGGCCAUCUCACCGUCGGCGCCAUCUGAAGCUACUCGGCACAGAUCCGAGUCCGCAGCCGUUGUACACAACGGUCUCGUGCGCCAUCCCGUGCCAGCUCCUGGAGAAGGUUCCCUGGAUCGAAGCAUCAGCCUAGAUCCACCGCGCCUGGAGCCUAAUCAAGAAGUCGCCUACGCUCUUGAAGAUGUCCCAGGCCGUACGGCGCACGCCAUGGCGUUAGGCUCAGAGCAGGACCCUUACUUCCUCGACGCCUUUAGAUCCGUGCUUCUCAGUGAGCGCGAGGGCAUUGACGCCAACUUUGUGCAGGUCUACCAUGGCGGGCCUGAUGUGGAUGAUUACCCGAUGCACUUCCUCCUGCUGCUUGACGAGUUCCCCGAUCACAAGAACGAGGCUAGGCAGGUGGCGUCCGAUGCGAUAGAGCGCAUCGUCUGGCCCCACGGCCCGGCCCUCGUCCGUCUUUAUUUCCGGCACGUUCACGUAGGAUUCCCCGUCAUCCACAAGACUCGCUUCCUUCGGCAAUACGCGACCGCCAAGCUUGACAUACCCUCGUCGCUACGGGGCGCCGUUUACGCCUUGGCGUGUGUGUUCUGGAAGCAGGACGCAACGCUUGCGGGAAUACCUUGUCCAUUCCAGCAGCAUGAGCUCACUAACAAUGCCCAAGAAGCGUUGAGACGAGAGCUUGAUGCGCCUAAUCUCUCGAGGCUAAUGUCAGCCCUGCUGCUGAUGCACAUGGUACCCCCAGAGAUUGACAGCGUUGAGACACCGUAUGUAUGGGUAAUGGCCUGUCAAGCCACAGCAACAGCGCAGAUGCUCGGUCUGCACCAAGACCCUGACAAGUGGAACAUAGCGCCCUGGGAGAAGAGGUUACGCAAAAAGCUCUGGUGGGCAGUCUUUUACACAGACUGCUGGUCAGCUGUAAGCCACGGUAAUCCCCCGCAUAUAAGCUACGAGUCCUUCACGACUCCACCCCCGGACAUGGAUGAUCUGCGGUCUGGCGAGGAUAUCCCUGACGAUCUUCGCUAUAUGAUCGAUCCUGAGGAUGCCACGUUCCGCGUGUCUGACGGUGCACGCUUUCUUGAGAUGAUCACUGUGUCUCGGGAGAUGCGUGCCAUCCUUGACUGCAGCUACGGUGUACGAUCAACUCAACAGACGCGUACUCAACUGAUACCUAUCCGAGACACCCUCAAGGAAUGGCCCAGCCUCAUCCCGAGCUGUUUGGCCGUGAGACCCUACGCCCAUAACGGACCCCUUCACAUAUCCUUCUUCGCUACGCAGGUGCUGCUCUUCCGGGGUCUAAUGUUCCCAGCCACAAGAGCCGCAAAGGUCACACCAGGAUCUAAUCUUCAGCGAUGGCUCUCCACCGCACUAGCAGAGUUCGAGCUCUUCACGACAUUCAUGGCGUACAUCACCGAGGAGGAACUAACAAGCUUCUGGGGAAGAUUUGCCCGAACGCAACUUAUCUUGUGCGGAAACUUUCUGAUCUAUCUCUUCUUGCUGGCGAGUGAUCCGCGAGAUAUCGAGGCUGCUUAUCGGUUGUUGGAGAAGUUUCAUCAGUCAUUGCAGCGACUUGGUGCUACGGAGGAUGUAGCUGCAAAGGUUUUCUUGCGACCUGUUAUUCUGAGGAUUGAUUCGUUCUUCAUGCAAGCUACAGAGCUGAUCAAGCAUGGAAGAACGGUUGUUCUGGAACCACCUGUCAUGACAGUUCCAAGGGGUGAAUCUUGAAAAGUUCAGAGAGUAUAAUUGGAUAUUAGAGUGCAGUCUUUUCUAUCAUAAUGAAUAAUGACCAACUGAAUCAUACGUAAAUUAUCCUUUUUUUCC
This is a messenger RNA of Fusarium odoratissimum NRRL 54006, 2359 nucleotides long. RefSeq lists its product as uncharacterized. The record is from RefSeq and is a predicted model, not a curated record. The transcript has 5 exons. Gene Ontology annotation, biological process: DNA-templated transcription. The coding region runs from base 194 to 2263 and encodes 689 amino acids. Gene Ontology annotation, cellular component: nucleus. Gene Ontology annotation, molecular function: DNA-binding transcription factor activity, RNA polymerase II-specific; zinc ion binding; DNA binding. NCBI's taxonomy places the organism in Eukaryota, Fungi, Ascomycota, Sordariomycetes, Hypocreales, Nectriaceae.